AUGUUAUUCAUUGAUGACUGCGCACAACAACAGAAAUUACUCGACAGCGAUGAAUAUCUGUUGGUUGGAAAACAGUUCUCAUCGGGUAUUAUAAAAGGUAACAAGUAAUAUAUUAUAAUCAGUCUGAGAUGGUACCAUGAUAUGCAAUUCGAAUCUGAAAAAUUGUUUUACCGAUAAUUGUUUUUAGCAAAUGUCCAGAAACCAAGUGGUGCUAAGGCAAAAUUACUAAAACCCUUGUCGCUUGCAAAUCUGAAGUCUACAAGGUAAUUGAUGCAUAUUUCAUUGACAUUGUGAUUGUUUUAGUAUGGACAUAUGGCAAAGCCCAUCUCCUCUCGAACAUGCUGCAGAGAUUAAAUUUAUUUUCAAUCCCUCUAAUGUUUGCUUGUGAGUAAGUGGACGAGACCUAAGCUGAAUUACGAACAAGGGUGGGUUGACUACAAAAUUUUUGUAGUUCGCUAUAACUACAGCUACUUCAAAAAUAUAUAGUCAGCUACAACUACUGCUACUUUUGAACAAAGGUAGUUCGCUACUGACUACAGCUACUGCUUAAAAAAUGUAGCGAACUAUUUCGCUAUUUCGCUACUCUAUAUUUUUUAGUUUUAUGGUAUUUGGAGCAUCCACUAGCUCGGGCUGUAAUGUAACCUAUAACAAAUCGACUUACGAGUAGCAACAGUAAACAAAAAGGGUCAAAGCAACAUUUUUGCAAGCACUACAGUGUUCAGGAGUGCCACUUUUCAUUGCGCUACAAUAAUCUUUUCUGUAUAAAAUAAUCUUUUAAGCAAACCGUGUCUUAAUAUCAUUCUAUUCUAUGAACGGUUGCUAACAAUUUUAAAAAGUAGCGAAUAGCGAUUCGCUGUUUGAAAAGUAGUCAACUAUUUGGCUACUUUUAGUCAAAAUGUAGUUCGCUAUAACUACAACUACUGUUUUAAAAAAGUAGUCAAAAACUACAGGCUACUUGAAAAUUGUAGUUCGCUACAGUAGCGAACUACAACUACUUCGCUACUACCCACCCUUGAUUACGAAUGACGUAACUCAACCUGAUCGAGUCAAAGGUUUUCUAAGGGAGCCUCUGGCAGCCACUUUAUGACUCCUAUCUGAUCAUGGAGUACAGGCAUAUCUAAUACUAAUUGAACCUGUGUUUCUUUGUAAGACCGCCAUAGAUUUGACUCCUACCAGAAGGUCUGCAGUUGCAUUUUUUGCAACUGUUUCUGAUUAGGUCUUAAUAUAUGUAUAAAAUUUAGACUUAAAAUUUCCAGCUAUAAAAAUCUUCAACAAUUAGUUAUAUUAAAUGACAUGUCCAAAGUCAUGACAUUUAUCCAAAAUAUUAAUCACAUGUAAAAUAUUUUAUUUAGAGUUUAUUUAUACAAUCAAGAGAGUGAUACCGUUCCUUUCUUUCCAAUGGAUGAAUAUGAAAUCAUUAAAUAUGGUUGGUUCAAGGUAAAUGCAAAAUUAUUUUACCCUGUGUAAAAAUGUGGGGCAUUGUAAAAUUGUCGUUGAAAAAUAGUUUUAUCUUAUAUUUUUUGAUAAUAGAGAGGUGUCUGUAUUAGAGAGAUGUCCGUAUUAGAGGGAUGUCUGUAUUAGAGAGAUGGUUGUAUUAGAGAGGUGCCUGUAUUAGAAGGGUGUCUGUAUUAGAGAGGUGUCUGUAUUAGAGAGGUGUCUAUGUUAGAGAGGUAUCUGUAUUAGAGACAUGUCUGUAUUAGAGAGGUGUCUGUAUUAGAGAGGAGUCUGUAUUAGAGAGGUGUCUGUAUUAGAGAGAUGUCUAUAUUAGAGAGGUGUCUGUAUUAUGUUUAGAGAGGUGUCUGUAUUAUACUUAGAAAGGUGUCUAUAUUAGAGAGAUGUCUGUAUUAGAGAGGUGUUUGUAUUAGAAAGGUGUCUGUAUUAGAGAGAUGUCUGUAUUUGAGAGAUGUCUGUAUUAUAGAGUUGUUUGUAUUAGAGAGAUGUCUAUAUUAGAGGGGUGACUAUACAGACUAAUACCAUAUCUGUUUAUUUAGACCAAGUUCUUUGUGUCAGGAAACAAAGAGAUUACUGAAACAUACAAGGGAAGAACAGCAGUGAAACUUGGCAUUCAUAUUGUAUCAUUGUUAUUCAUUGAUGACUGCGCACAUUACUGGACAGCGAUGAAUAUCCGUUGGUUGGAAAGUCUACAGCACAACAAUUCUCAUCGGGCAUUAUAAAAGGUAACAAGUAAUAUAUUAUGAGUCUGAGAUUGGACAAUGAUAUAUAAUUCGAAUCUAAAAAAUUGUUUGACUGAUAAUUGUUUUGAGCGAAUGUCCAGAAACCAAUUGGCGCUAAGGCAAAAGUACUAAAACCCUUGUCGCUUGCAAAUCUGAAGUCUACAAGGUAAUUGAUGCAUAUUACAUUGACAGUGUGAUAUUUUUAGUAUGGAGAAAUGGCAAAGCCCAUCUGCUCUCGAACAUGCUGCAUUAUUUUCAAUCCCUGUAAUGUAUGCUUGUGAGUAACUUGAGGAGACCUAAGUUGAAUUACGAAUGACACAACUCAACCUGAUUGAGGCAAAGGUUUUCUAAGGGUGCGUCUGGCAGCCACUUUAUGACUCCUAUCUGAUCAUGGAGUACAGGCAAAUCUAAUACUAUUUGAACCUGAAUUUCUUUGUAAGACCGUCAUAGGUUUGACUCCUGUCACAGGCUCUGUAGUUGCAUUUUUUGCAACCGUUUCUGGUUAGAUCUUAAUAUAUGUACAAAAUUUAGACUUAAAAUUUCCAUCUAUAAAAAUCUUCAACAAUUAGUUAUAUCGAAUGAGAUGUCCAAAGUCAUGACAUUUAUCCAAAAUAUUAAUCACAUGUAAAAUAUUUUAUUUAGAGUUUAUUUAUACAAUCAAGAGAGUGAUACCGUUCCUUUCUUUCCAACGGAUGAAUAUGAAAUCAUUAAAUAUGGUUGGUUCAGGUAAAUGCAAAAUUAUUUUACCCUGUGUUAAAGUGUGAGGCAUUGUAAAAUUGUCGUUGAAACAUAGUUUUAUCUUAUUCGAGAGGUGUCUAUGUUGGAGAGAUGUCUGUAUUAGAGAGGUGUCUGUAUACCGACUCCUCUCUAAAACAGACACCUCUCUAAUACAGACACUCUCAAAUACAGACACCUCUGUAAUACCAUAUUUGUUUAUUUAGACCAAGUUCUUUGCGUCAGAAAACGAAGAGAUUACUGAAACAUACAAAGGCAGGACAGGAGUGAAACUUGGCAUUCCUAUUGUAUCAUUGUUAUUCAUUGAUGACUGCGCACAACAACAGAAAUUACUGGACAGUGAUGAAUAUCUGUUGGUUGGAAAAUCUGCUUCUAAACAUUUCUCAUCGGGCAUUAUAAAAGGUAACGAGUAAUGUAUUAUAAUGAGUCUGAGAUGCGACAAUGAUAUGUAAUUCGCAUCUAAAACGUUGUUUUACUGAUAAUUGUUUUUAGCGAAUGUCCAGAAACCAAGUGGUGCUAAGGCGAAAUUACUAAAACCCUUGUCGCUUGCAAAUCUGAAGUCUACAAGGUAAUUGAUGCAUAUUUCAUUGACAUUGUGAUUGUUUUAGUAUGGAGAUAUGGCAAAGCCCAUCUGCUCUGGAACAUGCUGCAGAGAUUAGAUUUAUUUUCAAUCCCAGUAAUGUAUGCUUGUGAGUAAGUGGAGGAGACCUAAGCUGAAUUACGAAUGACACAACUCAACCUGAUUGAGUCAAAGGUUUUCUAAUGGAGCCUCUGGCAGCUGUGUUUCUUUGUAAGAUCGCCAUAGAUUUGACUCCUACCAGAGGCUCUCUAGUAGCAUUUUUCGUAACUGUUUCUGGUUAGGGCUUAAUAUAUGUAUAAAAUUUAGACUUAAAAUUUCCAUCUGUAAAAAUCUUCAACAAUUAGUUAUAUUAAAUGACAAGUCCAAAGUCAUGACAUUUAUCCAAAAUAUUAAUCACAUGUAAAAUAUUUUAUUUAGAGUUUAUUUAUACAAUCAAGAGAGUGAUACCAUUCCUUUCUUUCCAACGGAUGAAUAUGAAAUCAUUAAAUAUGGUUGGUUCAAGGUAAAUGCAAAAUUAUUUUACCCUGUGUAAAAAUGUGGGGCAUUGUAAAAUUGUCGUUGAAAAAUAGUUUUAUCUUAUAUUUUUUGAUAAUAGAGAGGUGUCUGUAUUAGAGAGAUGUCCGUAUUAGAGGGAUGUCUGUAUUAGAGAGAUGGUUGUAUUAGAGAGGUGCCUGUAUUAGAAGGGUGUCUGUAUUAGAGAGGUGUCUGUAUUAGAGAGGUGUCUAUGUUAGAGAGGUAUCUGUAUUAGAGACAUGUCUGUAUUAGAGAGGUGUCUGUAUUAGAGAGGAGUCUGUAUUAGAGAGGUGUCUGUAUUAGAGAGAUGUCUAUAUUAGAGAGGUGUCUGUAUUAUGUUUAGAGAGGUGUCUGUAUUAUACUUAGAAAGGUGUCUAUAUUAGAGAGAUGUCUGUAUUAGAGAGGUGUUUGUAUUAGAAAGGUGUCUGUAUUAGAGAGAUGUCUGUAUUUGAGAGAUGUCUGUAUUAUAGAGUUGUUUGUAUUAGAGAGAUGUCUAUAUUAGAGGGGUGACUAUACAGACUAAUACCAUAUCUGUUUAUUUAGACCAAGUUCUUUGUGUCAGGAAACAAAGAGAUUACUGAAACAUACAAGGGAACAACAGCAGUGAAACUUGGCAUUCAUAUUGUAUCAUUGUUAUUCAUUGAUGACUGCGCACAUUACUGGACAGCGAUGAAUAUCCGUUGGUUGGAAAGUCUACAGCAAAACAAUUCUCAUCGGGCAUUAUAA
Paramuricea clavata is the source of this 4728-nucleotide messenger RNA. Lineage: Eukaryota; Metazoa; Cnidaria; Anthozoa; Malacalcyonacea; Plexauridae. The record is from the annotation of a GenBank genome assembly.